AUGGCUCCGCCACAGCUUAUUCGCUGUGCUGCGCUCUUCUUCACUCUCCUAUCCGUUUUCCCUCUUGCUCUCUCUCAGACUGGUCCUUCCAAGGUCACUUGCCCCCGCAAUCUGGUCAGGUCAGCUGGUUCUGCAGGAGCACCCGUUCUCUCCGCUGAAGAACGUGCUUAUGUCGACGGGCGCAUGCAAAGCGUCCUCCCAGACGCAUGGAAAGCGUAUCUUACCUCUGUCCGUGCUGCGCUGCCACUUGGUGUCAAACUCCCUUCGUAUGUGUCAGAAAUCCUUGACCCAAAACAACCAAAACAGCCCUUCAUUCCCACACGUCCUGCUGACCUGCCCAGGCUCGGCAUUGCACUCUCUGGUGGAGGCUUGAGGGCAGCCUACUUUGCUGCAGGCGUGCUUACUGCAAUUGAUGGCCGGAAUACAACAAAUCCUACGGGAUCUAACGGACUGCUUCAGGCCGCUACCUACUUGGCUGGGCUCUCAGGCGGAGGUUGGUUCACCACUGCACUGGUGCAAGCCAACUUUCCUACCAUUCCUGAGCUUGUAUUUUUUCCCAACGCGCCGGCGUCAAAUUCCCACUUUGGUGGGUUCCUUAGCGCCUUUGAUAUUAUUGCCCCAGGAGCAGAUGAUGCGCAGAAUAGCGCGUACUUCCAGGCGGUGCUCAGUGAGCUCGUGCCAAAGGCUUCCGCGGGCUUCCCGGUAACGCUAACGGACGCGUGGACCCGAAUGAUUGCAAGACACUUUGUAAACGGCACGACAGCAGAGACAAUUUUGAGCCCCGGAUCGCAUGGAGAUGGCAUUACAUUCAGUGGAUUACAGAAUCUUCCAAGCUUCAAAGCACACACACAGCCCUUUCCCAUCCUCCUCUGGAAUGCAAUUCCCCCGGCGCUCAUUAACAAUCCCGACGAUCCCCAGCAAUUGGCAGAUAUUGUGCCCGGGAACAGUGUCCCUGUCGGGAGCGAGAUUUGGGAGGUGAAUAUGUUCGAAACGGGCUCUUGGGACCCCACGCUUGCGUCGUUCAUUCCUACGCGUCUGCUAGGAUCGACCCCUGCCUCGGGGACAGGCCGAAACAAGGUCGAUGCGCAGUGCUUUGUCGGCGUUGACCAGGCAGCAUACAUUGCAGGGAUCAGCAGUAAUGUGUUUAAUGGGCUCAACACGACAACGAACCUCCUUCCCUUUACACAAGAAGGGGCAUUAAUCAGCGCAAUUAAUGCAACAUUCCCCUCACCUGUGAGUGUGCGCCUCGACUCGGCAGCGCUACCCAAUCCUUUUAAGGGUGUUAAUCCGCGUACAUACCCUUCCUCGUCGCAAUCCUUCCUCUCUCUCGUCGACGGCGGUUCUAAUGGGGAAGUGUUGCCCCUCCAGCCUCUGAUCAUGCGCUCGCGCAGUGUAGAUGUCAUCUAUGCCGUGGACGCACCCGCGGACUUGCCAACGUCCUACGCCAACGGCAGCGACAUUGUCAAUGCCGCCGCACGCGCGAAGCGCUUCUCGUCCGGGCGGCUGUACCCCUUCCCACGCGUGCCGGCCUCGCCCCAGACAUUCGUGGACAGAGGGCUGACGCUGCGCCCAACGAUCUUUGGUUGUCUGCCGGAGGACGAGCGAAGCGGUGCCCCGAUUGUCGUGUACAUCGCAAAUGGGGGUGCGAGUGCAGAGAAGCGGGCGAAGGGGGAGCCGGGCGUGACAGGCGUACCGACGGGGCAGACUGCGUACUCCAAUGAGAUGGCCCAGGCGUUUAUGGACGAAUCGUUUGCUAUUGCUACUCAGGGUCUGGGGCUUAAUUCGACGUCAACGAAUGCAGGCCAGCAGUGGAGCACCUGUUUGGCGUGUGCGGUUGUUGACCGCGCGCGUGCGAGGCGAGGAGACAAGAGGGAGGGUGUUUGUGCAGAGUGUUUUAACAAUUAUUGUUGGGAUGGUCGGGAGUGA
This is a messenger RNA of Psilocybe cubensis, 1926 nucleotides long. RefSeq lists its product as uncharacterized. Gene Ontology annotation, biological process: glycerophospholipid catabolic process. The transcript is spliced from 5 exons. NCBI's taxonomy places the organism in Eukaryota, Fungi, Basidiomycota, Agaricomycetes, Agaricales, Agrocybaceae. Gene Ontology annotation, cellular component: cytosol. The record is from RefSeq and is a predicted model, not a curated record. Bases 1 to 1926 code for a protein of 641 amino acids. Gene Ontology annotation, molecular function: A2-type glycerophospholipase activity.